CGUAGGCUUGAUCAACUCAGCACGGAAGGCGAAAAGUUGAGUCAUUGUGAGCUUUAUCAAGUCAUUUUAUGUUUGCAUUACGACGUUCAUGAAUGAGGUGACUAUCAACAUUUCGGAAAGUUGCGGAAAGCUGUCGAAGAAUUGAAUAAGACAGUUUUUAAAGGACUAACAUAUUCAUCUUUUUUACUGAACUUGACGAAGAUGCGUUACUCUGGUGCAUCAUUGGUGGCGACCUACUUAAUUUUUAAGCUUUUUUAUGUGCCUAAAGCUGAGGCUGUUUGCAGUGCUCCCCAACCACCCAAAGAUGGUUCUCGAAGUGACACAGAAAAGAGUCAGUUUGAGACUGGAAGUACCAUAAAAUUUUACUGCAAAACAAACUAUACUCUGGAAGGAGCUCCCAAAGUCAUCUGCUUAGCAAAUGGAAACUGGGACUCAAAAGCACCUAGAUGCAUUGAUCCAUGUGGUACAUGUAAAAAUGGAGGAAAAUGUGUACAUAAUGCGAAAACUGGUGGAUAUUCAUGUAUCUGUAUGGAAGGUUUUCGUGGGAUGGAUUGUGACACACCAAUAUGCAAAAAACCAAAUAAAGUCUGGAAUGGAGACUACAUUGUACAUGGUGCUCCAACAUUUGAUGUUGGAACUGAGCUGAUUUUCAACUGCAAAACUGGUUAUAUUCUAAGUGGCAGCACAUAUGAUAUUAGAUGCAUUUUAGAUAAAUCAGGAACUGCUAGAUGGUCAAAGGCAUUUCCAGUCUGCAAGCCUCGAAAAUGCAAGAACCUGCUGGAAAGUGAACAACUCCAAAAUGGUGUUUACAGUCCUAACAAGAAAGAGUACUCAUUUGGUGACAUUGUUUCAUUUUCAUGUAAUGCUGGUUUUGAGCUUCGUGGAUCAAAACUGUUGUCAUGCAAGAUUAGUGGACUAUGGUCCUCUGUGUCAUGGCCUAGGUGUUUUCCCAAAAAAUGUUUAGCCCCCCCGGAAAUCCAGCAUGGACGGGUGAUUCAAUCUGGAACUGACUUUCGUGCCGGGACAGUGAUACGCUUUGAAUGCAAGACAGGUGAAGGCUAUUAUCGAUACGGUCCGAGUCAACAGACAUGCUACCCAAACUCCAAUGGUGAAAUGGUUUGGACUCCUGAUAGACCUGUUUGUAUAACGAGCUCUCGAUUCGAAGAGUACUGUAUCCGCCAGGGGAAGGUUAUGACAAUGGAACCAGAAGCCAGUUGCGUUCAUAAGUUAAGUGUGAAAGGAGACCCUGCCACGACAAGACGAAAUGCUUCUAUCGAUACACUGACAAUAGUGACGGGAACUGCUGGUGGUCUUCUGGGCUUUCUAUUGGUCAUCAUCGCUUUCGUCAUUUGUCAGCGCAGAAGAAUGAUGCGCAGGAUGCGAAUGGCCACCUCAAGAAGGGCACGGUCUUUAGAGGACGAAAGGAUGCUAAUUUACUGCUCCAACGACUUCCACUUUUUUCUUCCUUCGUAUGACGAGGCAAUGCGAAGUAGGCCAGCAGAACCUCCUCCAUUCGAUGCAGUUGUAGCAGAAACUGAAGCCAGCUCCAGAAACACAGAUCAAGAAACAACACAGUCUACAAACCGUGACCAGAAUUCCCCAUCGCCCUCUUCCAGCAACGAAAACCCGUACGAAACUAUCGACAAUGUAACCGUUUCUCUUGACACAAGUCGAUCAACAUCAUCAGCAACAACAACAAGUCCAGUUUAUAGCAAUGUGCAACGAGAGGCGCCGAGGUCGAUAGAUAAUGAGAACACUGAGUUGAAUAGUGCAAGCAACGGAGAAAAUGAUGUGUCUCAAAAUGAAAGCGAGGCCGUAGUGACACGCAUGGGUAGUGUCUCCUCUCAAGAAUCAACAACAGAUGAAAAUCAGCCAUUAAUGUAACUUAUCACGAACUGGCCUAAACACAUGAUUUUGACAAACCUUGCUGUCGACUCUGCAAUUAAAAGAAAUCCUGAUUGUCAUUAUGAUUUCGGCAUGUAAAGGUACUGAAAGUUCUGAAUUGUUUUUUUAAUGUCCAAAGGCAGUAUAAGCUGUUCAUGGCGGCAGAAGCAGCGAUUUGAGGAUGAUGAUAAUAUCAUCAUGUAGAAAGGUAAAUUAUUAA
Molecule: messenger RNA, 2104 nt
Organism: Rhopilema esculentum
Lineage: Eukaryota; Metazoa; Cnidaria; Scyphozoa; Rhizostomeae; Rhizostomatidae
Product: complement receptor type 2
Source: RefSeq, a predicted model, not a curated record